This is a messenger RNA of Drosophila nasuta, 1913 nucleotides long. RefSeq lists its product as uncharacterized. The record is from RefSeq and is a predicted model, not a curated record. Bases 810 to 1856 code for a protein of 348 amino acids. Lineage: Eukaryota; Metazoa; Arthropoda; Insecta; Diptera; Drosophilidae. The transcript has a single exon.
ACAAGCACCAAAAAAAUGCAACAACAAUAAAAAUAAAUACAUAAACAUUUUAAUGUUGUUGCUACGGCUGCUGCUGCUGCUGCUGCCGCCAGCGGCUAGAAAAAUAUUUAUGCGGCCGGCUGCGACGCAUUUCAUUUCAAUAAUAAUGAAAACAAAAGUUAAAACAAAACGAAGAAAACACAACAAACACACACAAACCAAUAACAAUAACCGCUAGCGCGCUGUGCGUAAAAGAGAGCGAGAGUUACCAGCUAAACAGAUCGCAGCAGCUAGAGGGAGACGAUUACGGCAAAGAAGAAUCACCCCACCUCCCCUUCGCCUAUCCAAGCAAAGGCCCAAUGCUGCUUGUAAUGAUGACAACCGUUACAGUUGCUUCUUCUGAAAUACGCUUUCCAGCCACACAGUACAUUCAUUUUCCCGUCGCAUUGGAAGCUGUCAGAAUUGCCAAUACGGUGAAUUUACUACUUGCGCUUUGUACUGCGUCUGACACUCUGGCAACACGCAACAAUGGCAAAAACAAAAUCAAAAUGGCUGUUACAACAUACAAUGCAAAUGCAUGAAACUGGUAAAAUGGAAAAAAAGUAAGAGUAUAAAGAAGCCGAUCGAUUGAAAUCGAUGGAUCGCAUUUCCCGUUUGAGCGCCGCAGUCGCCAACGUUGGACUGGCCGUAUAUAAAUUUUGACAAAAGAAAGAUUUCGGUUUAAACCAAUUUUGGCAAUGUGACAACGAGCGAGUGACAGAGUGGACCACAAAUAACCAAUCAACCAAAGAAAAAGAGAAUCGAGAAACUAGAAACCAGAAAUCAAAGUGAUGCCGUGCAGUAAGGUGUUGAUAACGUUGUCAGCUCUGUUGCUGCUGUCGCUGCUGGCAGUCGUGUCAGCCUUUGGCAACGAAUAUGUGCACAUUAAAGUGCACGUGCCCAAGGAUCAGGCACCGAGCAUUGCCGUCGAUGCCGAGCCCGUCUCACCGCACAAAGUCAUCCAUCACUUUCACCACCAUGCGCCACCACAUCAGAGAUUACGCGGACGCGCACCACCGCCGUCCAAGCUGAAGACAAGUCCGCUGCUGGAGAGUGUCAUUUUAUCGGACUUGGAUAAACCGCUGCACAUGAGCGAGCAUGCCGAUUAUCUGAAUCAUGCCAAGGAGCUGGCCGAGCAUCUCAGCGAAACGUAUGUGGUCAAAAAGGCGCCGCCUCCGCCGCCCAAAAAGAAGGUCAACACGUACACCAUCAUUGAGGAGAAACAUCGUUCCAACGGCUACGAUUAUGAGCCGCGACCACAGCAUGAUGUGGACACUUAUCACGUGAUUGACAAGCGACCACAACAUCAAUACCAUAAGCAGCAGCAUCAGCACCACUAUCAUCAGCAGCCCGACGACGACGAUGACGAUGUGGGCUAUCAUUAUGCCGCCCCAGGACGAGUGCAUCGCAACAAGGCGCCGUACUUGAGCGGCGCCUAUGCAGAGCCAGCGCCCGUUGAGGAACCUUCGGAUUUGGAUCAGGGCUACAGCUACACGCCGCCUUCCUAUCCGUCAGCUCGUGCACCCGCUCACACGCUGGAAGCGCCGGAUGAAUCGCCCCUAGAGACGCAAUAUCUAUUCGAUUACGGGCCAAGCGGCAGCGGCGGGAGCAGCAGUGGCUUCCGACCAUCGCCUCAACUGCACACACAGCCACAGGAUAUCUAUGAAGACGAUAUUGAUGCCUAUGCAGGUCCAGUGCCCACACGGCGGCGUCGUCCCAGCUCCCAGGAUUGGGCAAGUCGCUCUGGCUAUAGUGGUAACGGCGUCGAUAGCUAUAAGGCGGGACACGUGCAGGGCCUAGGCAGUAGUCGGUAUCCACAAACCGGACCCUAUCUAUGAGGGAGUUCUUCCAAAUUCUAAUUAUAAUGUUACUUUAUUCACAUUCUUUUUUUUUUG